ACGUAUGCUAAGAUUCCACAUGUCUAAGAUUGAAACAUUAGCAAAAUAGAAACCAAUUUUUGUUUUAACCAACUUUUUAACUAGUAGUAUCAACAUACAAAGAAUUUAUACCAUUGAGUUCUCUAAACAAGCAGCAACUGGACAUACUUUUAAAUUUAAAAUUUCUUAGUCUAUAAACUAUUGUGAGGAGUCUAUGGACCAUACACUGAGACCUGCACCAGUACAUCCAUAGUAUGUGCUUAAUCUAGCUUAAGAGGAGAGCCUGAUGAACUCUGAAUACUGCAAGUGACAAGUUGAGCAAUUAAUCAGAAAUGGUCUGUCUUCUUCAGCAGCUCUGGGUGAUGACAUUGUAGAACUACAUGAGUAUAUGGGCCAGAGAAAGGACUCGUCAUUUUGUCUUCACAUGUACAUAAAAUGCCAGUAUGUAAUAAGCUACUAGAAACCAUUGUCACAUGGAAGAGCUAAAAUUGAGCAGAGAAGGAAAUUUGGGAAGCCUUUGGUAGCUUAGGUCUUUGGAAUAUUUUUAAAAAUACUUUUAGAAUGCUGUGUAGAUUAGAACACUUCCAGUAAAUAUGAAUAAUGGAUUUUACCAAAAUAUUAAUUUGAUUAAAUUCUAAUGAUUAAAAUCAAAAUGAUCUGAGAUACUCAGUGUUUUGUGCUUGCUACAAUGUUUUCAUAGUGUGGAUAAUGAUAAUGACAUAAUGAUAACAUUUUUAAAAUGACCAUCAUAACUUCCCGUUAUUCUCUGGCAGAUUUGGGAACAGAAACAUUGGGGUGGACUGGAAGAAAAAUAGUCUUCAGAGACUGCUCUUACUGUGUGUGAGUGACUGAGGUUAUAGUCUCCAAGUUACAGGGAGAGGAACCUCAGCCAAACAAAUAAGCAAAUCUAAGGCUAUGGCAUCCAAGGGAUAUGACAGCCUGCAUAUCAUGGCAAUCUGAAAAAGUUAGAUACCCAGCCCUUCCCUUUUGUUCUGGCUUCCCCAGAUCUCUGUCUUUCCUUGUUUUCCAUGGGUUCCUCCGGCCACACCUGAGACUUGAAGGACAAGAAGGAUGAACAUGCCCCUGCUGCCCUUGCCAGCCCUGAGUUUUCUUCUCCACUCAGCUGUUCCUGGCUUUCCAGCUUGUUAUAAAAUAUGUAGGAGGCUGUGGUUGAAGCUUCGUGUGCGCUCCUGAUUGUCAUUAUAGGCCCUUACAGACACUGUAUGUCCUUGCUUCUUGCUUCCAUGGGACACAUGAGUCUAUUGGAACUUGGGACAAGAAGAAAACAAGGUAUCUCCACAACGAAACCCAGACACUAAAAAGACGUCCCAAACUCUGGAGAGCCGGACGCAGACAUGGCGGACAGUGGCUGCAGGGCCCCUGUGGAAGACUCUCAAAAGGAUUUGGAAAAUGAUCCCUCAGUCAGCUCUCAAGCCCAGGGCACUACAGUCACACCGAAUGACACUGAAGAAGCCCAGACCCCACAUCCUGCAUCUGAUCUCAAGACCCACCAGCAUGAGGUAGGGGCCAAAGGUCAAGAGCAUGCAGACACAGGUGACAGAUCAGGAAGUUCAGAGGAUGCGGCUGUAGGAAGACACCUGAUGGAUGAAGCAGAGCACAAGAGCACCCCACAUUCUCAGGACACAGAGCAGGGGCGUCACCCUCCCUCGGAGCAUCUGGGUGCAGAGGCCCUGGAUCUGGAUCCUGCCUGCUCCCAAAGCAGCAAGGGAGGAAGAGCAGGUGCACACCUGGGGAGCAAGUCUGCAGCCCCCCCAGAGGGAGCAGGGGACAGAUGUGAGGCUGCUCAGGAGGCACUUGCUACAGACGCCGCCACCACCACCACCACUAAUGCCCAGAGUCCUGGUCACUGCAGUGCAGGCCCAGGGAGCCGGGAUGUACUGAGGAGGCGCCUGCCUGUGCCAGACUCUCAAAAGGAUUUGGAAAAUGAUCCCUCAGUCAGCUCUCAAGCCCAGGGCACUACAGUCACACCGAAUGACACUGAAGAAGCCCAGACCCCACAUCCUGCAUCUGAUCUCAAGACCCACCAGCAUGAGGUAGGGGCCAAAGGUCAAGAGCAUGCAGACACAGGUGACAGAUCAGGAAGUUCAGAGGACGCGGCUGUAGGAAGACACCUGAUGGAUGAAGAAGAGCACAAGAGCACCCCGCAUUCUCAGGACACAGAGCAGGGGCGUCAUCCCCCCUCGGAGCAUCUGGGUGCUGAGGCCCUGGAUCUGGAUCCUGCCUGCUCCCAAAGCAGCAAGGGAGGAAGAGCAGGUGCACACCUGGGGAGCAGGUCUGCAGCCCCCCCAGAGGGAGCAGGGGACAGAUGUGACGCUGCUCAGGAGGCACUUGCUACAGACGCCGCCACCACCACCACCACCACCACCACCACCACCACCACUGAUGCCCAGAGUCCUGGUCACUGCAGUGCAGGCCCAGGGAGCCGGGAUGUACUGAGGAGGCGCCUGCCUGUGCCAGAGGCUGGAAAUCCUGAAGAAGAGACGCAGUUGGUGAAGGAAAAGGAAGAGAUUGCACAGGAUACCCUGAGAAAGAUUGACAAAAAGAAUCUCUGGAGCUAUGGGCCUGUGUUUCUCAUCUGCCUCGUUGUGGCUCUUGUGCUGAGUUCCGUCAACAGCUACUAUUCCUCCCCAGCCCAGCAAGUGCCCCAGAACCCGGCUCUGGAGGCUUUCCUGGCUCAGUUUGGCCAACUGAAGGAUAAGUUUCCAGGCCAGAGUUCCUUUCUGUGGCAGCGAGGACGUAAGUUUCUCCAGAAGCACCUCAAUGUCUCCAGCCCCUCUGAGCCUGCCACCCUCAUCUUCACAGCCGCCCGAGAGGGAAAGGAGACCCUCAGGUGCCUGAGCCACCACGUCGCCAAUGCCUACACCUCUUCCCAGAGAGUGUCUGCCGUCUCCAUAGACGGAGCCCGGAGAGCCCUGGAGGACAGUGAUACAGUCAAGCUGUGGGUUGACUUGGAGCUCAGCAGCGGGUUUGAGAAUGGCCACAAGGCUGCCGUAGUCCACCACUUCGAAUCCCUUCCUGCAGGCUCCACCCUGAUUUUCUACAAGUACUGCGAUCACGAGAACGCUGCCUUUAAAGAUGUGGCCCUGGUCCUGACCGUCCUGCUGGAGGAGGAAACACUAGAAGCAAGUGUAGGCCCCAGGGAGACCGAAGAAAAAGUGAGGGAUUUACUCUGGGCUAAAUUCACCAACUCUGAGGCUUCCAGCUCCUUCAGCCACAUGGACUCAGACAAACUGAGUGGGCUGUGGAGCCGCAUCUCCCACCUGGUGCUGCCCGUGCAGCCUGUGAAGAGCAUCGAAGAGCAGGGCUGCCUCCUGUGAAGCCAGGCACAGGCAGAGGCUGUGGUGUUGAAGGGACAGGUCUGAGGGCCCCCUUCCCCUGGGAGGAGGUGCUUAGUUAGCACAUGGGAGGAGACAGCUGAGAGGCACAUGACCUUAUUUUAGAAAAGAAGCUUUCUUCUUCUUCUUUUUUUUUCCCUUUUUCCUUUUGUAAAAACUUUCGAAUCUAAACUUUGAUAAAGCUAACACUUGGCCUGAUGGUUUUCUUUGCCUUUUUAAGCAAAUCAGGCUUAGAGUACAGCAUGAUACAUAACACUGAGGGAUUGUUUAAAUGUCCAGUCCAUGCGCAGAAUCAUUGCACAGGAAAAUCUGAUUUUCAGAGGCUCUUCAGCAGGGCUGCUGCCUUGGGAGGACUCCACAGAGCCUCUUGGACAGUGUUCGGACUCAGACUAGUAAUUCCAGUGAUUUCAGGGAACGCUUCUACCACAUAGGAAGUAUUUUUUAAGACUCACUUCAAUAAGGCAGUUGUUGGGUUGUGUCUUACAGAUUUGCACUUUGAGUAGAUGAAAACAGGAAACUAGAGUUCCACCCUCCAAAUCCUGCCUAAGAACUUGGUUCGUGUAUGCUUUUAUUCCAUUAAUGAGCUGAGGUAAAAACAGCUUUGGGCAAAUGUUCCCGAGUAUUAGAAUCAAUGUAGAAAUUGUUAGUAAUCACUGGGAAUGAGGAAAUCCCAACUGGCUGUAUCGUUUCUCUGUGCCUACCAGCAGCCCCCUCCUUCAUAUGAGAACAUCUCUACUUAACAUUUUCUGUUAAGAUUUCAGUGGAGCAACGCUUCACUGAGAAGGAAGUUUGAACACCAUUGAUGCAGCGAAAGCACAUUCUAGAAGCUGUGACCUCGGAUGGGAAGAGAUGGAAGCGUUAAAGCCUAGGAGUAGGAAGAUGGAGUAAGGUUUGCUGUACAGGGUGAUAGAGACCUGCAGAUGAGCUACGGUAGGGUGCAGAGGCAUGGCCUCUGGCUUUGCUCAUUUCUCCUGAUCACUUCUGCCUCUGCUGCUGGAAUUUCACAGCUGUCUGUGUGAGAGUUUGAGUGCCGUUUCCGAAGAGACGUCAGUCUCAGCAGCUGGCAUGACUUUACCACAUGGGAUUUGCUAUGCCAUGAUGGGACAUUUCAUUCGUCUCUUGACAGCUAGGUAGGAAUGCCAUUAGGGGAGGAAUUGGAGAAAUGAAAGAGGAUGUCCUACAUAGGGAAGAGAAAGAGAAACCAUGGCCAAUAUCAGUUGUUAAGCCAUGCCCCAUGAUGGUUAGACUGGGCCCAAUAGCUGUUGAUAGGCAUAUGAACUCUAAAACUCUAGUAAAAUGAUCUGGUUUGUUCCAUUACAUGGACAGGAAUAGCCCUGGAAUUUUGCACUCGGUUUUGGCUCGUCUGCUGCUAUGAGAUCAUGUAUAUAAUUAACAAGUUAAGUUAUUUAAGUCGGAGGGAUUUUAGGAAACACUAAGAAGAUCUCUAUUGAUAGUUAGAAGGGUCAUAAAGACAUGGGGUGGGGAGUGGUCUGAAAACAUUUGCCACAGAAAGAGCACAGAUUGGCUUUGGCCAGAGCCUUUGGUGUGCUCAGUUAAGUGUGGAGACACACAUGAAGACACAGUAUAUAUUUGGUGUGCUCAGUUAAGUGUGGAGACACACAUGAAGACACAGUAUAUAUUUGGGAUUUUGAAGGAAUCUUCAAUAGAUUUGAGACAAGACCCUAAACACAAAGUUUAAGCAUAGUGAAUGGAAUUUGAAUUUCAACCCAAUGGAAAACAGAGGGACUGGAGAAAAAUCUGUAUGCCAUAUUUGAUUUUUUUUUCUGUAUUUCUAGACUUCUGUUUGUUUGUUUUGAAUGCUAGUGGCUUGUCAUACAGCCCUGGCUGGCCUGGUCCUCACUCUGUAGCCAAGGCUGGCUUUGAACGUACAGUAAUUUUUCCUGCCUCAUUUUCCUGAGUGCUGGGGUUACAGGUGUAUACCAUCACACUCAGCUUUAAUUUCAGCUCUUAGCUGUUAGCGUGUUAACAUUAACAGGUUAACAUAUCACACAGAACCAAAGGUGCCUUGCAGAACUGUUAUGCUGGCCUUCAACCUGUGCUACCUCGGACUGCAGAGGAAUGGGUCUAAAGUAUUUGUACACAGUCCAUGUCGGGUGGUUCUGAUCACGGGGGAGAAACUUUCUUCAUUCAGUUGAUAUCUACAUAAUUUGCUGUCAACAUAAACUUAGGAUAUAAUACAUUUCUAAAAUUUAGUUCAUUUUCAAUUUUUUUUUUUUUUACUGGUGACUUUGUUAAAAUACACUUUUCCUUCUAUAAUAAGUGCAAUCAACUGAGACUAGUCAGUUUUCUAUCCACUAUUUCAAAACCCUUUUUUUGUUUAAUUUUUUGUUUUUUCAGUAGUGGGGAUUGAACCCAGGACCUUGACAUUUGAGGAAAGUGUCCUACCACUAAGCUACAUCCCCAGACCUUACACAUCAUUUUGAAAAGAAGCAUACGUGAGUUUGGGGUCAGAACGAGUGAGUCUCUGUUUUUGAUGCAGUCACUCUCUACGUAGCCCAAACUAGUGAUUCUCAGGCCCUAGACUUCUGUGUGGUGGGAUUAUAGGAGUGUACCACCACACCAACUUAAUGUAAUUACUUUUUAAACAAAAAUAUAUUUUAAAAUGUACACAUAAUUAAAAUCUGUUAUCUGAUGUAUUGUCUUCUAGUCCAUUGUUUUUCACUUUUUUCAGUUUUUCAUCCUCGCAUGCAUGCGUGCGUGCGUGCGUGUAUGUGUGUGUGUGUGUGUGUGUGUGUGUGUGUGUGUGUGUAUGUAGUCAUUAUUUGUGAUUAAUUUGCUUGACUUAGAAAAAUUAUUUGCAGCGACAUGACAGCACACACCAUGUUUGAACAUCACAGUUUAAUUAGUACCAUAGAACAAAAAUACAUAUAUUGUUGGUUUGUUUUUUUAAUGGGAAUCUCUUCUUGAGUAAUACCAAGUCCCAGAAGCAAGCAGGGGAAUUGGAAAUUGUUUUUGGACUUGGGUUUUUCCCUUUCGUGUAAAAUUCAGAUUUUUAAGUUAGCUUUCAGAGAUUAGCAAAGAAGUUCUAGAGAGUUCUUAGCAUGGAAAUAAUUUUAAUAAAUUUCACCUGGAAGCCCUCAGGCUUGGGGGAGUGAGGCUCGGCCUGUGGCCCACCCUGACUAUUGGCUGGCAAUAGAGCAUUGUCUCACGGCCUUUGGUUUAUACUUCUUGUAGAACACAGGAGCGUUGUGAGCACUGAUGUUCGAAUGUGACGGACAGAUGCGGCCUGUGAAGGUGGAGAUAAUGCAGCAAGAUGAUUUUCACCAACACACUUACUUUCUCUAGCUCACCAAGAUGUCUUAACCACCGACGUUGCCUGUAUGCAUUUACAAACUAAAUGGCUUUGACAGUAUUGAUGUCAGACUCGCCCAUGUCACCAUGGGUGCUUUUUGCAUUUGUUUCCAUAUUGAUGAUGUCGACUGUGCCUUAUUCAAAUCAAUUGCUGGUUAAUAUACAAAUAAAUCUCCUUAAUUUUU
Molecule: messenger RNA, 6832 nt
Organism: Peromyscus californicus insignis
Lineage: Eukaryota; Metazoa; Chordata; Mammalia; Rodentia; Cricetidae
Product: torsin-1A-interacting protein 2-like
Exons: 7
Coding region: 1335-3317 (660 amino acids)
Biological process (GO): endoplasmic reticulum organization; membrane organization
Cellular component (GO): endoplasmic reticulum; membrane
Molecular function (GO): ATPase activator activity
Source: RefSeq, a predicted model, not a curated record